Messenger RNA from Cercopithifilaria johnstoni, 399 nucleotides. The record is from the annotation of a GenBank genome assembly. NCBI's taxonomy places the organism in Eukaryota, Metazoa, Nematoda, Chromadorea, Rhabditida, Onchocercidae.
AUGCUGUAUUGCUUCAUUAUCAUUGCAUUUUUCAUUCUGCUCGAUACGACAAUUGCAUUUCCAAAAAAAGAUAUGCGAAAAGAUUCAAAGGAAAUGGCGACAAUCUUAACCAAAACAAAUGAUGAAAAGCCGAAAGGAAAGGGUCUUCUCAAAACUGACGAGGAAGCGAUUUGCGAAGAUGAAAUAUGCAAUAAUCGAGGCACAUGUAUUGGUGACAAAGAUACGAACUUCUGCAUUUGCAAACUUGGUUACACUGGAAUGCAUUGCGAAAAUACUCCAUGCGAUUCAUCAAGAGAUUGUAAUGGCAAAGGAUUGUGUAUUGGUACAUCAGUGAGCUAUACAUGCAUGUGUCAAUUGGGUUUCACCGGUAAAAAGUGUGAAAACGAUAUUAGAAAAUGA